UUAAAUAAGAUAACUCCACGGGAGCGUGAAACCUACCGUGGUUCUUCUGGAGAGAUCGAGAGUGAUGCGGAAGCGUCUUCGCGAAGUAGCCCCUUUCUUCUUCCCAAUCUUAUUUCAUCCAUCGCCUCCAAGCUCUGAGCGGAGGAUCGAUUGAUAAAGGGGAAUAAAUCCGACUGAGAGAGAGAGGUGGGGAGCGCCCAAAGGGGAAGGAAUUGUUGGAGAAGAGAAACCCUAGGGAGUUGGUUUUGGUGAAAAGGGGGUCUGGGGUUUUGCGAUUUUCGUGUUUAAAAUUUUUUGGUGUUCUGGUGGCCGACUUGGAGUAGAAUUUGUGACCGGGGGCUGGGGUUAGGGUUUGUGGGUUGGUUGGGAGAUGGCUGGAUUUCUGUCGGGGAAGAUGAAGAGGAAGGAUCUGGAGGAAGUGUACGACGAUUUCUCGGAGUUCUCUCUGUCGUCACCGGCUAGAAAGAUUAGGAGACUGGAUGCGGAGCUACCUCCGAUCAUGGAAGAGGAGGACUCGGCAGUUCCAGUGGCGUUCGAAUUCGAAAAACAGCAGCUGCCAAGGGACCUAAUGAGUGCUAGCAGUACUAUGCCGGAAUCAACAUCCACUAUGACCGAUGCUGUGCCAGUUCCUGCUUUGAAUGAGGAGAGAGCUCUUGUUCUGUACAAGCCUGUGGACGCGCAGCUCCUCUUGUCACCAGCUCAGUCAAAUGUUUCCCUCAGACUGAGCUCGGACCUGAUUCAUGGUCUAAAGAAUCAGGCUUUCCGGUCAGGUAACCAGAUCCGAAUAGAAGACAAAUCAGCUGUGUCAAGCAACCGCUUAGCAGUGGUUCCCUGGGUGCCGAACCAGGGCUCUGUGGUCACUACUGGUUCCGGAGUCACUAAAGUGGAAAGCAAGGUGCCGCAGGAGCCAAUGGAGGCUGAACAGAUUGAGAGCGUGUCCAUGGAAGUAGAAGAAGAGAGAGACCAAGCAGAGCAAGCAAGCAUCGACGAAGGAGCGGGUGGUGAAGGAUUCCAUCAGUGGCCGCAGCACUGCAUGACUCAGCUUCCACCUAACACAUCCACACCUAUAAUGUGGUCCUGGUGAUGAACGGCAGCAGAGUGCAUGACCGUGCCUUCUUUUGGCAAUGGACGUUCCGGUUCUUCACGGAGAAUCAGAGAUGGUACUGGUAUUUUGAUUGCUUUCCUUGCUUCACUUUCAUCAAUUGGCGACGUAUUCCAGCAGAACUGAAGGAUUAGUUUAGAAGUCGAGGAAUCGAUGAGAAGGCCCUUUUGUACAUGCGUCUAGUUUCCUGGUGUAGAAUGGAAUAUUCUCUUUUUGGUCAUUCCUUGUCUUUGAAAUGAAAAACAUGUAUCAGUCGGUCGUACCCUCCCCAAUCUCGCCUCUUUUUCUUUUUUUUUCCCCUUCCCUCUCUUUUAUGGUACAGCCCAUUUUCAGGUUUCACGCGAGCAGGUUUGUGCUUGUGAAAGCUGAUGCUUAUCUGAUGAUCAA
Messenger RNA from Elaeis guineensis (African oil palm), 1489 nucleotides. RefSeq lists its product as uncharacterized. Lineage: Eukaryota; Viridiplantae; Streptophyta; Magnoliopsida; Arecales; Arecaceae. The record is from RefSeq and is a predicted model, not a curated record.